AUGACCUAUAGUUCAGAAAAGUCAGCAAUGAUGCAGAAAUGUUCAAGUAAAGGGGGAUAUGGAGUGUGCUUGCGCAAAGCCUAUAGAUGCAAUGUUGGAGAUAUAGAGAUGAGGGCUAUACAGUUGGUAUCAGUGCGUUACAUGUCUGCUUUGUCCAAGACAGGAUUAAGAGAUAUCCCCCUUGAUAAAACCAAAAACAUCCUCAUCAUCUUCAUGACAGUAUUGGACCCAGCCCUCCACACCCCCAUGUAUUUCUUCCUCCGGAACCUAUCCUUCCUGGAGAUCUGCUACACCUCGGUCACCAUCCCCAAGAUGCUGGCCAAUUUAAUCUCUGAGGAGAGGGGCAUCUCCUUCACUGGAUGCACUGCCCAGAUGUAUUUCCUCCUUUCUCUUGGGACAGCAGAGUGCUACCAGCUGGCUGCCAUGGUGUAUCACCGCUACAGAGCCACCUGCUCCCCUCUGCACUACACUCUCCUUAUGAACCACAGGGCCUGCGCCAAGAUGGCCACUGCCUGCUGGCUCUGCGGAAUUCUGAUGCCAAUUCAGAAUGUGGCUUGGACCUUUUCCUUGCCCUAUUGUGAGCCCAAUGAGAUCAACUACUUCUUCUGUGACAUCUCCCCAGUUCUGAAGCUGGCCUGUGGGGACACCUUGAGGAAAGAGGCCUCCAUCCUAGCCCUCAGUGUUUUGAUCAACCUGUCCCCCUUCUUGCUGGUUGUGGUGUCCUAUGCUCGAAUACUCUCCAGGAUCCCGAAGACCCCAUCAGCUGAGGGAAGGCACAAGGCCUUCUCGACCUGCUCCUCUCAUCUCACUGUGGUCACCUUGUUCUACAGUUCAGCCUGUGCUAUUUACCUGUGGCCGAAGUCCACCCCCAAAUGGGGGACACAGAUAUUUAAGCAACCUGAUAUCUGCUACUCUCACCCUAAUUACAGAGAAUUGAUAUCCUAA
This is a messenger RNA of Caretta caretta (loggerhead turtle), 945 nucleotides long. NCBI's taxonomy places the organism in Eukaryota, Metazoa, Chordata, Testudines, Cheloniidae. The record is from RefSeq and is a predicted model, not a curated record.